This is a messenger RNA of Dibothriocephalus latus, 325 nucleotides long. Lineage: Eukaryota; Metazoa; Platyhelminthes; Cestoda; Diphyllobothriidea; Diphyllobothriidae. The record is from the annotation of a GenBank genome assembly.
AUACCGGUACAUUACAGAAACAGAGGCCAUGGAAUACUUGCAGUCCGUCAGAACUCUUAAUCAACGAAAAAUUCGGCGGGACUUCAUAUUGAAGAACUUGGAGGAAGUGAAAGUCUAUCCGUCGCUGUGCUACCUGCGGCAGUUGAUAUGGCACGAAGAGGAGAAGGAGGGACUCACGGGCAAAAUGGACAGGAAAUCGCUUCAGCGGAUCAUUGAGGGGCUGCUGAAGGAGAAACUAGUCAAGUUCAUAACGAUGAAGAUCACGGACAAAGACGAGGUAAUCAUCCCAUCCUCCCCCCCCGAUGCAUUUUCUUUUUGCACUUAA